Messenger RNA from Taeniopygia guttata (zebra finch), 3719 nucleotides. It is a transcript of the gene CDHR5, whose product is annotated as cadherin related family member 5. Gene Ontology annotation, molecular function: calcium ion binding; beta-catenin binding; cadherin binding. Gene Ontology annotation, cellular component: membrane; catenin complex; adherens junction. The record is from RefSeq and is a predicted model, not a curated record. Gene Ontology annotation, biological process: adherens junction organization; calcium-dependent cell-cell adhesion; cell-cell junction assembly. Lineage: Eukaryota; Metazoa; Chordata; Aves; Passeriformes; Estrildidae.
AUCCACAGCCAGCUGGUGUUUCUUGAUGCCAUAAAGUGGUGAAUGCAAACAAGGGCACAGGGCAGAACAGGGAGAUCAGCUUAGUUGGAAAAAGGGAUUUUUCAGCAACUGGCAGCUCACCAUGGCUAUUCCUCACUGGCUUCUCAUGUCUGCACUCUUCCUGCUGGCCCUCUUGGCACAGAUUUCAGCACAGGAGCCAGGAUGUUCUGUCAGUAACAGCAACCCAAGUGUUCCUGAAAAUAAGUGUCCUUAUGUGGUGGCUACCACACAAGUGCAGCCAGGUUUCACUCUAACAAUUGAUCCCAAUUUCCCCGAUGGCCAAUUCUUCACCAUUGAGGGCUCCGAGCUGCGGCUGACAAAGUGUGUGGACUAUGAGGAAGACCCUGUGCUGCUGCUGUACCUGAUCUGCAAGGACCCUGCUGACCAGAGUGAGUCCUUGGAAAUUCUAGUCACUAUUCUGAAUGAGAACGAUAACUACCCUGUAUUUCCACAGCCAAACAUCACCAGGGAUGUCCCAGAGGCUACAGAAGUGGACACAACCAUUGUAGCCCGUGAAGAAGUAACUGCUACUGAUGCUGACCUAGACAUCAUCUACUAUGAACUCAAUACCACAGUGCAGAACACAGACGGUUAUUUUGCCAUACGAGGAGUUAACAACCCGGAAAUUUAUUUACAAAAAGCAUUGGACUAUGACAAAUUUAAUUCUACAACAUUGCUCUUGUAUGCAAGGGACAGGCCUGAGAACAGCCCUGAGCCCACCAACACAGCCACUGCAACAAUAACCAUCAGCAUCAAGCAGAGUGACACCCGGGCACCCUGGUUCCUGCCCUGCACCCAGCUCUACAAUGACACCAGUGUCUGCAUCAGCAGCCCCUACUCCGGCAGGGUCAACAUCUCCGAGAAAUUGACUGACCCGCUCCUCUUGGAGCCAGGACCCAUCUAUGCUGUCGACCCUGACUACACCAUCAGCGACAGGAUCGUGUACAGCAUUGUCGGGGGGAAUACAGACGAAGUGUUCUCAAUGGAUGCAAACACAGGGAAUCUAACCAUGAACAAAACAGUGACGUCCCCAGGUUCCUUUUUGUUGCAAGUUAUGGCCACCCAGGCCAGCAACAUAAGGAAAUAUUCUGUAGCCACUGUAGUGAUCAAGGUCAUCAAUAAAAGCAAUUUUCCACCCUACUUCGAGAAGGGGGUCUACAACGGGACAGUGUUUGUUGGGCUGCCCCAGAGAAGCUUCGUCUACCAAGCUGGAGAUCCUUCCACCCCCCUGGUGAUAAUGGCAAUGGAUGAGGAUUUCCCUGAUAAAGUCAACCCCAACAUUGAGUACUAUCUCAAAAACAGCACUGAUUUCAUCGCAACCAGGGAUGGGCUCAUCCUGACCAACAAAAUGCUGGAGUCCCCAGGAACUGUGACCAUCCAGGCUGUUGGAAAAGAUGUGUUGAGCCUGCAGGAGGCAAGCACCAUAAUUGUGGUGGAGGUCAUCCUUGCCACAGCCGUAGCCCCCUCUCACAAGAUGUACUCUGCUCAGGACAUGGCUAUCUUAGGGGGCACAUUAGCAGCACUGCUGUUAAUUGCCUUAGUCUUCCUUGGAGUGCUGGUAUGGAAAUCCAGUAGAUGGCACAGAAAAUCUUUCAAACACCUGGUAAAGAAAAAGUUCUCCAAGGAAAUCUCUGAGGGUCACCAGAACAAGUAUUACCAGGAAGAUGAACAGCCAGGUGUGAGCCCCAAGCAGCAUGAGACAUCAGAAACCAGCAGUGUCCAGCCAGAGACUCCUGUGCCAGAGCAGCCAGCACUUGCCUUGCACUUCUCCAGUGCAGAGGAAACAGAGAGUCUCCCAAAGGGUUCCAUAGCUUCCACUGUCAUCUUUGACCAGGAAGAGGAAGACAAGGAAGAAGAGGCUGGACAAGAGAAAGAAGUGAAGUCAAUCCUCAAAACAGAGAGGCACGUGGCAGAUGAUGGCUACAAAGCUGUGUGGUUUAAGACUGAUGUGGACCCCGAGGCUGGAGAAAGGGUGGAAGUGAUUGAGGACAACGCAGCAGAUGAUGUUAAUGAUGAUGAUGACAGUGACCAAGAUCUGCAAAAGAAUGAGGAGGAGGAGGAAGAAGGUUCUGACACAGACAGUCACCACCAAGGGCUGGGAGUGUCCUUUUCCUCAGAGAGCUCGUCACCCCCAGCAGCAGAGGUGUCAGUCUACAUGUCUCACACAGAUGCAGGGACAGAGGACACUGAGGUGUAAAGGAGAUUGGGUACAUACCCCUAAAAUGUACCAACGGAACAAUCUCAGUUUCUUUGCUGACAUGAAGCCUAUCUUUCUGCUCAGGGGGAAAACUGGAAUGCAGAUGGGUGAGGUUAUCUGUCCUUCUUGUCUGAAUGCAGCAAAUAAGGCCAGAAGAUAUUACAGCUAAUUUAACCAUUUAGUGAGACCUUGGAAUAACACUUAGGAUUUUCAGGGUGAAGCAAUUCAUCUUUCCACCUUCCUGCCUGUUCCUCCUGGGUCCUUUGACAUCACAUUUGCUAAACUGGCUGCAAGGUACACCAGAGCUGCAGCUGACCUGGCCUGGCAGCAGAGAUCCCAGCUCACGGGAGCAGUCGAGUUGCACAGUCCAGUGUUGUUUGGCUCUUCCCAUUAGGGUGUUGCAGCAGGGUGUCAGCAAGUGCCUCUGAGCCUGCAGGUGCUCCUGUGACUAUGCAGGAGCUGACUUCAGUGCUUAGCUCUGCUCUGUUCUCUUUGCACAAACAGUUGGAAUGUGCCACCAGGCCCUUGUCCUGCCAGCCAGGAGGUUCCACGCUCAGGACCUGCUGUUUCCUUUGUCACUGGUAAACAAGGACCGAUCACAUUAAGGACUUUGUCAUCAAUGUCUGUGUCAUAAACCCACUAAUUGUGCAGUAGUUUAGCUGUCUGUCUGCUAUCUGUCAGGCAAAACAGCUCCUGAGAUAUUGUCUUCAAGUGUAGCAGAGAGAAGGAAAUAUUUGAUGCUCUUGUCUAGGUUUGCACUUCCCAUCAAACAAUCUCUUCCCCAGCUGGCAGCCAGGCUGGUUUCCACCAGCUGAGAGCAUGGCUGUGAGCAUUUCAUGCUCCUGGAGAAAGAAACCAAAGAGUGACUGCUGGGAUUGCAGGAACAUCAGAGCACAUGUGAUUACCACUGAGGCUUUCAUCCUCUUGGGCCAUACAUGUCCCUGUCCCAGUGUUUCCAUGCUCAGUCCCGCUCUCCUCUCUCUGAGGAAUGCUGGCCUGGCCUCCUGCACUUCAGGAGCUGUGUUUGUGCUGAAGAUCAAGCUCAGGACAUGGAAACUUUCCUACUUCCCACAGCAAAGCUGUUUGCUCAGGAAUUACAGUGUGGUAAUGGAGGGUGGGGAAUGCAGCCAGUGUUUGCCAUACAAAGGAUCCCUCCAGCAGCUUUGGGAUAUCUCCAAGAAGCAUUUUCCACAGGAUUCUGAGAACUCUCUGGCAGCUGCUCACUGCUAACCCAAAAUCUCUGGCCACCAGCAAGGCUGAGGGUUGAGCCUCCCCCCUGUGCUGAUGCUGCUUGUGGGAGGGUUGCUGAUAUGGGGAGAAGCUGGAGUGCUUUUCCUCUGCUCUGUUUCCUUGGUGGCUGUGCCGUGUGUGAUCCAUUCCUGCCAGUGCUCUGCUGUCUGUCUGCCUUCCCUCUGCUGCUGUGUACUCUGGAUUUCUGCUGGCACACUGAUUUAUGAGCUCCCUACAACUGCAAUCUGUGCUC